Messenger RNA from Columba livia (rock pigeon), 5963 nucleotides. RefSeq names its product solute carrier family 30 member 10 (gene SLC30A10). Gene Ontology annotation, cellular component: membrane. NCBI's taxonomy places the organism in Eukaryota, Metazoa, Chordata, Aves, Columbiformes, Columbidae. The transcript has 4 exons. Gene Ontology annotation, biological process: zinc ion transmembrane transport; detoxification of zinc ion; intracellular zinc ion homeostasis. The coding region runs from base 125 to 1411 and encodes 428 amino acids. Gene Ontology annotation, molecular function: zinc ion transmembrane transporter activity. The record is from RefSeq and is a predicted model, not a curated record.
GGCGGCGGCGUUAAGGGCCGGGGCGGCCGCACUUGUUGCGGGGCCGGCGGUGCUGGCUGCUCGGCGGCUGGGCACGCCCCGGGGCUAGGGAGAGACAGCGGGACCGGCCGCUGCUGCCGGCGCCAUGGGCCGGUACUCGGGGAAGACGUGUCGCCUCAUCUUCAUGCUGGUGCUGACCGGCGGCUUCUUUGUGGCCGAGCUGGUGUCGGGCUACCUGGGCAACUCCAUCGCGCUGGUGUCCGACUCCUUCAACAUGCUCUCGGACAUCAUCUCGCUCUGCGUGGGGCUCUCCACAGGGCGCAUCGCCCGGCGCAGCAGCCGCGGCCCCCGCGCCACCUACGGCUACAGCCGCGCCGAGGCGGUGGGAGCCCUGUGCAACGCCGUCUUCCUCACCGCCCUCUGCUUCACCAUCUUCGUGGAGGCCAUCCUCCGCCUCGCCCGGCCCGAGCCCAUCGACGACGCCCAGCUGGUGCUCAUCGUCGGCACCCUCGGCCUCGCCGUCAACCUCGUGGGGCUCCUCGUCUUCCAGGACUGGGGGGGCGCCUGUUGCCGCCGCCGCCGCCCGCCCGACCCACCGUCCGCCGCCGCCACGACGGGGGAGGCGGAUGAAGCAGGUGAUUCACCAAAUGACCAAAAAAGCCCUGAAGAGGGGUCUGAGAAGAAAAAAGAGAAAAAGUCUGAAGCCUUGAACAUCAGAGGUGUUCUUUUGCAUGUUAUGGGAGAUGCACUUGGAUCUGUGGUCGUGGUAGUUGCUGCUACAAUCUUCCAUGUGCUCCCUCUGGGGAAUGCUCCGUGUAACUGGCAGUGCUACAUUGACCCAAGCCUGACAAUAAUUAUGGUGUUCAUCAUCUUGUCUUCUGCAUUCCCACUUAUCAAGGAGACCUCAAUUAUUUUGUUGCAGAUGGUUCCCAAAGGUGUUAAUAUGCAACUACUGACUGACAGACUAUCUCUUGUACCAGGGGUUAGCAGCCUUCACGAGGUGCAUGUUUGGGAGCUCUCAGGUGGGAAGAAUAUCGCUACUCUUCAUGUCAAGUGCCAAACCCCUACUGAUUAUCAAGAUGCUGCUUAUAAAAUACGGAAGGUUUUCCAUGAAGCAGGGAUCCAUUCGGUGACCAUCCAGCCUGAGUACAUUGACCACAAGACCUCCCAGCUCCUGUGCAGCUCCCCUUGCAUCUCAACAGCUUGUGACUCUCAGCUGUGCUGCAGCCAGCGGGAGCCCCCCCUGGCUAAAACUAACGGCUAUGCUGAGAAAAACAACAGUUGCUUUUCUGCACUGCAUAAAGACGAUGGUUCGAGUAAAAAUGAUAUUGAAAUCCCUAUCGAGUACCCAGGGGCAGAGGAUAGUGUUAAAAACGUGAAAAAUUGUGAUGUGUCUGCUGACAAAACACGGUUGGGCAGUACACGACUUUAGGCAGUUCCCUCUACUCUGCGUAAUGUUUUCAUAGAACAAAUGUGUCUGGGCUAGGAAGGGGGGUCAUCAGUGGUCAUGGCUGAAGUUGGUGUGGCAAAAAGAUUUCUGUGCUUUAGCUGUAAACCAAAAUACACCUAAAAAACCUCGUAUCUGAAAUAAGGAUUAAUAUUCCCACAAAGGGUAUUGCAUUCAUCUAAGAUUUUUUCCAAUACAGCCUAACACAGUUCCUGACCAAACUGCAUGUGAAUUUGUGUUGUUAGCGAGGAUUAGGUGUAUUGCUGUCUGCACUGGUGCUUGCAGUUCAUGGCCAGUGGCACUGGGAAUGAAACUCUGGCCUUUUCUGCUGAAGCGAGCUGUUUCGUGGAAUCCCGGUGGCGAGUUCACGAUGGCACUGGGCUGAAGUACUGUAUAUUUAUAGAGGACUUCAGUAGAGAUGCUUUACUGAGCCUUAAAACCCAUUGGUGCAUAGGCAGUUUGUAUUUAACAAUAAUACUUGUGCUUCGGGCCACUGGGGUUUGUGAAUGAAAGUAAGAGUGUUUAAGGGGGAAGGGAAGCACUCAGGAAUUUUGACUUGCAUUGUUUUCUUGAUUGACUCCUGUAUUUAGGGACAGAGCAGAAGCUGGUCUUGCUUCUCUACUAGUAAUACUGGAGUCUUAGCCUAAUCACAGAUAAGUAUGCUAAAGAAUAGACUUCUCAUCAUGAAAGCAAAGAAAUACUUACUAACGUUGCCUGUACUGAUUCUAGCAAAUGGAAAUGCAGGCAGUCAUCAAAUUACCUUUUAUCUUGUUCACCGUUGUGAUUGUACAACUCAGUGUUUUUUAUUUAUUUUUUUUUUCCCCCAACAACGGAAGUCACAAUAGCCACGGUCUCAAUUCAUCAUUGUGCAGGAUGAUUGUAUCUUUAACACUGAGAAUCUGUCAUUAUGCAUGCCGAAUAAAUAAGCGAAUGUGUUUAUUAUGAACAGUUAAAAUUCUGCAGUUUUAUUGUUAAGACAUAAUUUAAUAUUGUAUUAAUUAAGAAAGACCCUUCAAAGUUUUAUAUACAGUAUUAUCACUUAGAAGGAGCUUUACAAAAAUUACAGGGAUUUUUUCCUGGUUUAAUCUCAGUUAUUCCUUUCUGGAUUCUUUGAAACGUCUAAGCCCUCCCCUCUGCCCUGCCCCUCCUCCCCCUGCCCAAAGGUGUAUUUCAAAGUGUAUUUACUGAAGCAAUUCCGUUAUCUGUUUGCUCUUUUUGAAGGCAUGCAAGGGUGCUCUAAGGAACACAAGGUGACAUGUCCUGUCACCAGUGCUGGAUUUCAGUCAGGUUUGUCCUCCAUGUUUCUGGGAGAGGAGACCCACUACCUAAUCCUUAGUGCAGUGCUUAGCCUCACUGGCUAGGCAGAUCAGAUCCAGAAGCUUUCAAAUACAUUUUGCUGUCAUAAUCAGCCUUUCAAUUGCCUGUGUGGCCUGGGCAGGCUGUUUUAUUCAUUUAUUCAUGGCGAACACUUUUAUAAAAUAGUAGUGUCUUUACCUCAGUGACACCCUCACAGAAAGGGCAAAUUGAUUUCCUGCCUGGGCUGGGAAAAUACCAGGACCUCCUUGUAAGACUGGCUUGAAAGCAGCCAACUCCUUAUUAAUAAGGACAAUUACAUGAAUAUUUAAAUGCACAGCAGGAUAUUUUUCUGCUCAGAAAAAGGUAUUUACUGAAGCAGUGAUUACAGGCUGAACAGCACAUUUUUAGAUUUGUAGUUACCCCUUUUGAACAGAUUCUUGGGUGAAUUAAUAUAUUUUAUAGCCUUCCAUCGUGGAUUUGUAUAAUAUAAAUUAAACUAUGCUUUGCUAUAAUUAAAAGCUUGAUCCUCCAGUCUGAUUCUGUUGGCAGCAGCAGAAGAGAAAGCAGCAGGAUCUUGCUUGGCAGUUAUUGCACGACUUAAUGUAAAUCAGGAAACAUGUUAAGAAUUGCUCUGUCUUUUAAAAGUGUGUGGCAUAAAGUAACACAGCCUUUUCUGUUAUUUUUGUCCUUAUUUUAAUCUACACUGGUGUUUAAAUGUCGAGGUUUAGAUGUAAAUAACGAAUAUAUUUAUAGGUUUGUUUGAGAACUGAAAUUGAAGGCUCCCAAAAUAACAACAAAGUCUGUGGGAGAACUUGCUUCCCAGAUGUCCUCCGAAACAAGCACCCUUUCAUAAUUAUGCAUUUGUGUCUUAAAUCAGGUAAUUUUUUUAUGUAUACAUUUUAUUAAAUGGUUGAAAGAUGGAAUUGCAGUAUUGUUUACUCUGGAAUUAGAAAAAACUAUUAUGUGGAAUAUUGGGGCAUUUGACAAAAUGGACCAUAUUUUCCUUUAUCCUUCCAGUGUUUUGUUAAAAUGGUGGUUAUCUAUUUUUUUAAGCUUUUGAAAGUGUUGUAACCUGAAAAUACAAUGAAGUAACGUUCUUAAACUUUUUUUCUUGUCUCAUUGAAUGUACUGUAAUUGUUGCCUGUAAAUAAAUAGGAAAAUACCAGGGAUUAUAGAAGUCUUCAGGUUUAGAAAACAAUCAGAUUUAAAAUUUCCUUUAAUACUGAAGCAGGCAAACCCAACAGAGCUAUGUUACUGAUGAGGCGAACCUUGCCUUUUCUGUGUAGUGACUUCCAGGGUUUCUGACCCAGUAUCCUUGCCUUACUUGGAGUCCUGCAACAGAAUGUUUUCCCCCUGUUUUAAGUGUGUCACAACCAGGCUGUACUGGGUGGCCCCUCUCUACUUCUGUAGAAGACUUAGUUCCAAUCAGGGAGUAUUUUGUAUUGGCUUAUUUCCCUUCAGUUCUUGUCUUACCUUUUCUAAUUCUCUUGAAGUAGGCUUAACUCAUUUUGAAAUAUUGGAUAUUUCAGUUUUUGCCCUUAUCUUUGGGCACUUGUUCUAAAUUCAGUUUUAUAGUAUAUUGCACUGUUGAAAAAUCUCUUUUCUGGCCUCUUUAGCUUAAUUGCUUUGUUCCCCUCCCCCAAUUUAGUAACAUGACAUUUCUGACAAUUGCUGGUUGAUUGUGCUACUCUGUCCUCUUCAAGUGCUCCCUUAUAUUUGCAUUGUUACGGCACUCAGGUUCUCUUGCAGUGGUUGCCCAUAUCUGUCCGUCACUGUCAGUACCAAAAGGAAUCUGCUUAAAAUAAAGGCGACUUUCAACUGGUUCUCCAGCUUAUGCGAAACUCUGAUCCAUCACCAGUAAUACAUGUGUCCCAGUUGUUUGACAAUAAAAUGUUUGCUAGCCUUGCCAGAUAGUUUUGGAGUAAAUGUGAAAUCUGGGAUAAAUUAAUUUGGCAUUGAAUGCAAAAGCAACUUACUGACUUUAAUCAGUCGUGACCUUUUCUUAAAGUGAAUCAAUUUUUUGUCACCUUUUCAUAUGUACUACAUGUGCCUAUUCAAUUGUUAAUUUUUCCUUCUUCUGUAACUCUCUAAAUGCAGGUAUUUCCUUUACUCUUCUAUGUAAAGAAAAAUAACUGAUGCUAUUUUUAGGAGUAUUGCCUUUGUUUUGCCACGUUUUCAGUUGACUUCCUUUUCCUCGUGUUCUACAUGAUACUUAUUUUGACUUGUAGUGCAACCACGUUUUUUUUCCUCCUAAUGUUUUUCUUAUUCUUUGUGUCUUCAAUACAAGCAGUAUGGUUUUGCUAGCCUUCUGGUCAUGGUGAUGUAUCUAUAAUACAGUUUAGAAAUACCUCUUUUACACGCUCGUUUAAUUUUUGUACUCCAUUCAAAUUCACCCUGUGUUUUUGCUUUUUUGUUUUUGUGUUUUACUUUACCAUUGCAAACCACUUUUUGACCUUUUUCAGUUCUUCGUAUUCUUUCUCCUACUCAAUUACAAUGCUUACUCUCCUGAAUGCUCCCUUUUAUUCUCAACUUUGAAGGGAAUAUGCCAGCAUCCCAAUUUUCCCCAAAGUGAAGUUCACCAGCCAAGCUCUAUGGAUGGCUUGAUGUGAGCUGCUCCAAGGACUGUUUCAUGUCCUGUGGUCUGUGCAAAAGUAUUGUCCAAGUAGUCAUCCUGAGAUAUAAAUAUAUAGAUUUAUAUAUGCUUGAAUUCUUUCUAAACACUCCACCUGAACCAACUUUUUAAAGAAGGUUGGUGUCUUAACCCUGAGAAGGUAUAAUUAAAUCAAUAGGGUUCAUGAGUAAUUCAUUAACACUUCAAGGGAAAGCUUGGAUCACUAAUUGGAAAGCAGGUAAAAGGGACAUUUCUGAUAAGAUAAUCCAAACGCUAUGAAGGUUUGUAUAGGUUCUACUACUUACGCUGCUGUACAGUGGAAGCACUUUCUAUGUUAAAUACUUUAUUUGGGCAGCGAUACCUUGAUAUAAGGAUGUCACUGUAUAAGAUUGUUACAUUUAUGGAGUUGUGUUGCUUAAAAGUUUCCUCCACUUCUUCUGUUAAUUGUGUAAUUUAAAUAAUGUGCCAAAAUGUAAUUUCCAUGAUUGCUGAAUCAGUGAAUUGUAAAUCUCACUGCGGUUUUACUAACUAUUAGUGAAAAAAGACUUAAAAGUUUCAUGUACAGUUAUAUUCUUUAUUUUCCAAAGUGAAGUUUGAAUGUCUUGUAAAUAAAGUGUAUUUUUAAAUAAA